Molecule: messenger RNA, 1743 nt
Organism: Hyphopichia burtonii NRRL Y-1933
Lineage: Eukaryota; Fungi; Ascomycota; Pichiomycetes; Serinales; Debaryomycetaceae
Product: basic amino acid transporter
Exons: 3
Coding region: 1-1743 (580 amino acids)
Biological process (GO): transmembrane transport
Molecular function (GO): transmembrane transporter activity
Source: RefSeq, a predicted model, not a curated record
AUGGUAUCUAGAGAAUCUACUGUGACCAGUCUAGUCACACCAAGAUCAAUUAAUGAGAACGAACUUGAAAGUCAAGAAAUACAAGAACAUAAAUUUAAAGAAUCGGAUGCUGGUGAUGGGACGCAAAGAGAUGAUCAUUAUUUGACGGGGAUGAAGUUGUUAACCUGUUUAUUUGCGCUUUUAUUGUGUUUAUUUGUUGUUGCUUUGGAUCAAACGAUUAUUGUUACUUUAUUGAGUGUGGUUGGGAAUAAAUUCGAUGCAUUCAAUCAAGUUGGAUGGAUUUCGAGUGGAUUUUUACUUAGUGUUACUAUAUUCACAGUUAUAUGGGGGAAAUUAUCGAUUAUGUUUGGAAGGAAAUAUAGUAUGUAUAUUUCGUUGAUUAUAUUUGAAGCUGGUAGUUUAAUGUGUGCGUUAGCAAAUAAUAUGAAUACAUUAAUUGGAGGAAGAGUGUUAGCUGGGGUUGGAGGAGGAGGAGUUCAAUCGUUAGUUUUCAUUAUAGUUAGUGAGGUUGUACCAAUUCAUUCUACCAAAAGCUUGUUUAGUAUUAAUAGGGCCUCAUCGUUUGCCCUUUUAAGUAUUGUUUUUUUAGUUGCUUCGGUGGUUGGACCGAUUAUCGGUGGUGCAUUCACUUCAUCUUCGGCCAGUUGGAGAUGGUGUUUUUAUAUAAAUUUACCAAUUGGAGGACUUGCCGGAGUAUUAUUUGGAUUUGCCUUCAAUCCACCUUUCCCCAAGGGUAAUCUUUUCAAGAAAUUAUUGACUAUUGAUUAUAUGGGAGUCUUCUUAAUGUCAGCCGGAUGGACUCUUUUCUUGUUGGCCUUGACUUUUGGAGGAGGAAGUGAAUUUUCGUGGGAUUCUUCCGCAGUCAUAUCAUGUUUUGUCCUUGGAGGAGUCUUGAUAAUUGGAUAUUUUGUUUAUAAUCAUUAUUUAUCUAAGAAUCAAAUCAUUCCAACUGCAGUACUCAGCAUCCCACAGAAUAUUGCUGCUGCGGUUGCUACUUUUUCCGUGUUUGGCUAUUUCAUAGCGUCGUUAUUAUAUUUGGCUAUUUAUUUUCAAGUUAUUUGGAACUCAUCUCCCAUGAAGUCCGGUAUUCAUAUUUUACCAAUUGUUAUCCCGGUUAUAUUAUUUUCAAUUAUGUGUUCGGUUAUAAUUAAUAAGACUAGAUACGUCAAGCCGAUUGUGCUUGUCGGGGCGGUUUUGGGACCAGUGGCUAAUGGAUUAUUAUGUUUGUUGGAUGUGGAUUCUUCCAACGGUAACAAAAUCGGGUUGUUGAUCCUUGUUGGGGUUUCCAUUGGUCUUCAAAUGCAACCAUUAUUCCUUGCUGCUCAAAUCAGUGCCCCCAAGACCCCGGGGGGAACCAUUUUAACCACUACGUUUAUGAAUUUCGCCAAGUCCUUAGGUGGAGCGGUUUCUGGGAAUUUGGCUGAUGCGGUUUACGGGGCUUCAAUUAAAAGAUUCUACAAUCAACGUAUUGCCAAUGCGCCUGCUUCGAUCGUUAAAGAGUUGUCCAAAAUCAAUGGUGACACCUUGGUCAAUUCUACAGAGUCUUUGAGUGGCUACUCCGAUGAAACUUUAACCUUCUUGAAAAAAAUCAUCAUGUCUUCCAUUACAAAUGUGUUCUACAUGCAAUUGGGGUUUGCUGGUUUAGGGUUAAUUGCAUCUUUGUUUAUCAGUAACCAUCGUCGAAACCCGAGUCGAACCUGGAAUCGGCAGCAGAAUCAACCUCAGAAUCGAAACCAGAAUUAA